Messenger RNA from Dimorphilus gyrociliatus, 817 nucleotides. Lineage: Eukaryota; Metazoa; Annelida; Polychaeta; Dinophilidae. The record is from the annotation of a GenBank genome assembly.
AAUGCGUCGUGAAAGAAAACCAGAACUUUUUAGAUGGAAACGAUCUCUUAUCAAGAAACUGUUCAGCUGGCGGCGAAAGGUUGUUGAGAGAAAGCAGGACGAUUAUGUUUUCGAAGAGACGUCUGACAAAGAUGUUGAAUAUGCCACGUUUUCAGCUCAAUUUCCCCCUCCUGAAUGGGAACUUGAACAUUUGCAACGCUUCAUUCGACAAAACGGAAAUAGCUGCCCUAUUCACCUUAGAAAGUCAAAAACUCUCCCAAUGCCGGUUAGAGAGGAGAAUGUCUACGAAGAUGUUAUAGUAGAAGAAAAUCAAAAUCAAGGAGUAUUUGCUACGGAUAUUUCAAUUAAGUAUAAUGGAAAAUUCUUGAAAAAAAAUAACCCCCUUUCACGAUCGAAAGAAAAUGGGGUCAACUGUGUGGAAUUCGAUAAGGAUGCAGAACGGAGAGCUUCUAUACGUCGGCAGAAGAGAAAAGAAGAGAAACUAAGAAGAGAGGAAAGCGUGGAUCCUGACCCUCUCUAUUACCAAUGCUCCAAUUCGAGUGGUUAUCAUAGUCAACAAACGAGCUUUAGCGUUCAAUCGCCCGACGCAAAAAAAGAAAAAGUCAAAGAAGCAGAAGAAACGGUGAUGAAAAGAGAAGAGAACGGCAAUAGAAUGACCAGUUCGAGCUCUUGGUCUAGUUAUUCUAGUAUUAGUAAACAGACUGUGAAAGAAAAUCCCGAUUACCUAGAAAAACAACACCGCCUAGCUAACGAGCGAUUGAAGAGAGACGCUAGAAAUAGGUUUUCUAACGAUUUUCAAGUUGUUGGUGUUGUUUAG